AUGGGAAAAUGCACAGCUCGUUCAUUCUACGGGCUCGCCACCUUCGCUUUUCUUCUUUAUUUUGCGAAAGUUUCAAGUACUUCACCGCCUCAGCAGACUAUCAUAGAUGUUAUGAAGAGUGACCCCAAAUUACACAACGUUCCAAUAUCUUUAUACAACAACAACAUUACAAGUGUCUGCGCUAAUCAAACAUAUCCAAAAGGAAAUGACAUAAUGGAUUAUGAAGACAAGAAUAUAUAUUUGUGUCUCGCUUUUUAUGACACAUUGUAUAAAGUCUUUGCUACUAGUCAAGUGAAUAAGUCGCUUCAGGAUAAGUUUAGUGAUAAAGAGGCAUUUUAUUCAUAUAUUGAGGAAUUUUUCCCUACGAAGGAAGAUGUUAAUGGUACUGUUUUCUGUGACAAAAUAAAAGGUCUUACAUUUUCAAGUGAGAAAUUAAAACCAAUAUUGUCUACCAUAGAUCAUUUAAAUAAUUUGAUUACAUGCUAUCGUUUAUGUUUCAACAUGAGAAAGAAAUUUAAUCCAUUCUGUGGAAUAUUAGCUUGGAGUAAAAGUAUUGAUGAUGAUAACGCCAAGAAGAUUGAUAUAGUCCAUAAGACAAAAGAUGCUGUAGAAAAAGAAAAGACACUUAAUAAAUCAAAUUUGGUAACGAGCAGUACAGAGUUAAAAAGUUCAUCAAAAGCAAAGCUGGUUCCUACAACCAAGUCAAAUAAUGUUCAUAAAAUUGGAACAACAGAGAAUAAUAACAGGGAGAAUGAAAACGUUUUAGAACCUAAAGUACCUGAUAUUCAGAAACUUAAACCGGAAAAUACACACAUAGCAGCAGUACCUAAUACAUUAGACAAGCCACUGGGAUCGUCUAGUGUUAAGAUUAAAUCUUCUACCAUAAACAAUUUAAAUGCUGUGAGUGGUAAUGAGAAGAAUAAUGUAAAUGAUGCUACUGACCCUAAAUUGGAUCAGCAAAAUACGGGUAUUAAACCAGAUCAUCCUAAGAAGUCACAGGAAGAACUUAAAAAACUUGAUGAGAAUAUUGCCGAUAAUGAUGUUCUUGAAAAUGGGAAAGCUAUAAAUGGUGAAGUCAAAACAGAUACAAUAUCAAAAAACACUCAAAGUCAUGACAAUUCUGCUAAUCAGGAAGACUGGAGCCAUUUGGAGGAUGAUCCAAAUGAUGGUCCUGAACCACCCACUGAUACAGAUGAUCAAAACCAAAAUAUGCCAGAACCGUCAGAACAAAGGGAUAUCAUACCGCCUUAUCACAGCCUGAGAUCUGACGAAGAAUCCCACUUUUUUACAUAUUUUACUAUAGUUUCCUUGAUCUCCAUAGCCGCAUACAUUGGUUACUACAAUAAGCAAAAGAUAUUAGCUAUUGUAUUGGAAGGUCGAAGAUCACGAAACAGCCGUAGUAGACGGCGUCCUAGUACAGCCAAUUAUCGUAAACUAGAUUGUACAUUAGAAGAAGCAGUUACGUCACAGUGUAAUGCAAAUGUUACCCAUGUCAUAUAUUAAUACAUGUAAUCUAUUUGAUAUUUCAAAAUAAUUGUAUAAUAGCACCCCAUGUGCAACAUAUUUUGUAUUCAAGU
This is a messenger RNA of Dufourea novaeangliae, 1577 nucleotides long. RefSeq names its product trans-Golgi network integral membrane protein 1-like. Lineage: Eukaryota; Metazoa; Arthropoda; Insecta; Hymenoptera; Halictidae. The transcript is spliced from 4 exons. The record is from RefSeq and is a predicted model, not a curated record. Bases 1 to 1503 code for a protein of 500 amino acids.